Messenger RNA from Neoarthrinium moseri, 2277 nucleotides. RefSeq lists its product as uncharacterized. The coding region runs from base 1 to 2277 and encodes 758 amino acids. NCBI's taxonomy places the organism in Eukaryota, Fungi, Ascomycota, Sordariomycetes, Amphisphaeriales, Apiosporaceae. The transcript has a single exon. The record is from RefSeq and is a predicted model, not a curated record.
AUGGUGACGCCCACCCGUACCAGCUCGCCCCCGUUGCCCACCCAGUCGGACCUUUUGGGUGACAACCGACUUCCCAGGCGCCUCUUCAGGAUUCAGAGCAAACAGAAGCAGCUGCUAGACCAAGCUGAUUCGUGGGCUCAGCACUUGCGUCGGCAACCAAAGCCGGGCGUGAAUCUGCCACCAGAGAUCCUGGAGAACUUGAGGAACUUUCACAAGCGCCAAACUGAGAUCAACAAGGCUGGGCUGCCGGGCCCAGAAGCCGCUCAAGAUGGCCCUGUAGAGACGCCAUCGUCUCCUGGGCUGCCACCACUUGGAUCGGAGGAUGGUGCUACGGCCGCCGAUGAGGACGCAGGAACACCCGUUUCGGGCUGGGAAACCAGCCCGGAACCACAGCGUCAAAUCGAAGCAGAGACGUUAAGGUUCCAAUCCCAGAGCCCCUUGCAAGACUCUUUUGCCGAGCACAUCGCUCCAGAGCCCUUCAUGUCUCAAGUCCCGGCGAGAUCACCUUUACGACCCACUCUGGAUGCUGCAAACGUGCAGAAGAGGCCAGCCUUUACCGACUUCCCGUCCAGUAGUCUCGACGUUGAGGAAGAAUUGGAGGUGGUCGCGCCGAAUGCUCUUACCAAACAGCUCCCAGCACUGCAAAGAGUCAGCGAGCUGAACCCGACGCCGCCGUCGGCCCAGGUGCAGGUCCCAUGUACAUUCGAGCCCGACAGCUCUGUCUCGGAGCCACAAGCCAGAAACACAGGCACGCGGCCGUAUAGCAACUUGGCGAGCAUUCAGACCGUCCAGCGCCGCGUGGCAGGCUCGAGAGCCAAGACGACGGCGGUGGCGGGGCGGAUGCAUCCUCCUGCACCAAGGGCACGACAUGGCUAUGAUGUGGGCAUACUGGAUUCACAGUCAUCUGUGGACUCGUCCCCGUCCAUUGUCCCGGCGACGGGCACCGGUGGAUGGGAGCAUAGCCCAAGCAAGUCGCCCAAGGGCAUGCCAAUCAAAUCUACCAUCAUGGAGACACCUCGGGUCUCUCGAAGUCUGAAUAUGCAGUCGAGACAGAAUACCCCAUCGGACCAGAUGAGUAAAACACCAACUCGCAGCAGUCCCGAUAUUCGACAACAUUCCCCCGAAUAUAGGCCAGCUUCACCACAAGUAGUAGAACAGCCUUCCCCGACUGGCACCCGCGGUCGCGCAAUUGAGCAAUAUGCUCCAGCGAAUCAAACCCCGUCUCCACUGCCGCUGCCAGAGGCGAAACUCGCGGCGCCUUUCAUCCAAUACUCGGUCUCUUAUCCAAGCUAUACCGGAAGUGUUGGAGAUUUUGUGAAUGCUUGUCUUACCAUCCAGGUGCUACAGCGGCGCCGGGCUCUUGCCAGCUAUCAGUAUGAUGAUUUCAUCCGUGCUUGGUCCGACGGCUACAUGCCGUAUAUCGAGAGUUCCGAAGAUUCCGGUAAAGAACUAACUGCGAUUGAGUGGUAUAUGGACCGAGUCGAUGAAGCUCUAUUUACGUCCAAGAUCAUUACAAAAGACACGCUUGAAGCCGCCCUGGCCUUCUACGCAGACGAGGUCAGAGCAAGACGCCGCUCGAAGAACCCUUCCCUCGAAACGACGCCUGCCCUGGUUCCGGCCGAGCAAGUUCCAAUACAUGAGCAAACCGUCGAGGAAGCUCCUUCAAAGGAUGAAACCAUCCAACGUGGCAUUCAAGGCCAUCCACAGGCCCCAGGAGACUCUAUCGUCGUGGGAGAAGCGAAUGCUGCUAAGCUCCCGGGAGCUGAAGUGGAUCAAGAUAUCGGAGUCCAUGGGCGAAGCCCAUUGGUCGAGGCGGUUCCAUCCGAGGACGAACUACCAUCGGUUGCGCAAAAGCUUCCUACACCCCAAGUAUCCAAGCCGUCUCGCAAACGCUGCUUAGACGACGACAUCGACGACGACGACGACGACGAGGAACUUGAGGAACCUGCGCCCAAGAGAUCAUCCCGCGGUUCUCUUGAUAGAGCAACCAAGGAGACUCACUUACCACGCUCAGAUGGCAAUGUUAGAAGCCAUCGUGCUGUCAACUCCAAGGCAGAGAAUAAAGCGCCUCGCGCGAGUGGGGAGCCCAGAUCGACUGGACUGUAUCUUGGGUCCAAGAUGAGACUGCGGAAAAACCCGGCCAAGCGAAGCGAAAAGUUUGAGAAGUAUCUAGUAAACUUGAAGUCAGGGCGGAUUAAUGACGAUAUCAGUGUCGCCAGCUCUGCGCCUGUCAAUGCUACGCCGCGAUCUGGCCAGGAAGAAAAAAGAGGCAGUUGA